UGUUGUUCACAAAGUAGCUCAACAGAAGAACCUUGAAGGAUAUGUGGGGUUUGCAAAUCUUCCCAAUCAAGUUUACAGGAAGUCUGUGAAGAGAGGAUUUGAAUUCACUCUCAUGGUAGUAGGUGAAUCUGGACUGGGAAAAUCAACAUUAAUCAACUCAUUAUUCCUAACAGAAUUGUAUUCCCCAGAGUAUCCAGGUCCUUCUCACAGAAUUAAAAAGACUGUACAGGUUGAGCAGUCCAAAGUUUUAAUCAAAGAGGGAGGUGUUCAGUUACUACUCACAAUAGUUGACACACCAGGAUUUGGAGAUGCUGUGGAUAAUAGCAAUUGUUGGCAGCCAGUCAUCGACUACAUCGACAGCAAAUUUGAGGACUACCUGAACGCAGAAUCCCGAGUGAACAGACGCCAGAUGCCAGACAACAGAGUGCAGUGCUGUUUAUACUUCAUUGCUCCUUCAGGACAUGGGCUUAAGCCUUUGGAUAUAGAGUUUAUGAAACGCCUGCAUGAAAAGGUGAACAUCAUUCCCCUCAUUGCCAAAGCAGACACACUCACACCUGAGGAAUGCCAACAGUUCAAAAAACAGAUAAUGAAAGAAAUCCAAGAACACAAAAUUAAAAUCUAUGAGUUUCCAGAAACAGAUGAUGAAGAAGAAAACAAGAUUGUUAAAAAGAUAAAGGACCGUUUACCUCUUGCUGUGGUAGGGAGCAACACCAUCAUCGAAGUCAAUGGCAAGAGAGUCAGAGGAAGGCAGUACCCAUGGGGUGUUGCAGAAGUUGAAAAUGGUGAGCACUGUGACUUCACAAUCCUGAGGAACAUGUUGAUAAGAACUCACAUGCAGGACCUGAAGGAUGUCACCAACAAUGUACAUUAUGAGAACUACAGGAGCAGGAAACUGGCAGCUGUUACAUACAACGGUGUCGACAACAACAAAAACAAAGGGCAGCUAACAAAGAGCCCACUGGCACAGAUGGAGGAGGAGAGGAGGGAGCAUGUAGCCAAAAUGAAGAAAAUGGAGAUGGAAAUGGAGCAGGUGUUUGAGAUGAAAGUCAAAGAGAAGGUUCAAAAACUGAAGGACUCCGAAGCUGAGCUGCAGCGACGCCACGAGCAGAUGAAGAAGAACCUGGAGGCCCAGCACAAAGAGUUGGAGGAGAAGCGUCGCCAGUUCGAGGAUGAGAAGGCAAACUGGGAAGCUCAGCAACGUAUUUUGGAACAACAGAAUUCCUCCAGGACCUUGGAAAAGAACAAGAAGAAAGGGAAGAUCUUUUAA
Molecule: messenger RNA, 1267 nt
Organism: Dryobates pubescens (Downy woodpecker)
Lineage: Eukaryota; Metazoa; Chordata; Aves; Piciformes; Picidae
Gene: SEPTIN7
Product: septin 7
Exons: 13
Coding region: 113-1267 (384 amino acids)
Biological process (GO): cytoskeleton-dependent cytokinesis; cilium assembly
Cellular component (GO): cell division site; septin ring; microtubule cytoskeleton
Molecular function (GO): molecular adaptor activity; GTP binding; GTPase activity
Source: RefSeq, a predicted model, not a curated record